Candidula unifasciata is the source of this 1650-nucleotide messenger RNA. The record is from the annotation of a GenBank genome assembly. NCBI's taxonomy places the organism in Eukaryota, Metazoa, Mollusca, Gastropoda, Stylommatophora, Geomitridae.
AUGCAUAAGAGAAUAUGUGACUUAGGAGACACUUUGUUGCUACAUGCAGAUACAACAGAAGCAAGCAGAAUUGAGGACACUGUAACAAGUCUUGGACAGCUCUUAUACACAGUUAUAAAUUCUUCAGAUGCACAGCAGCUACAUCUGGAUAGCGUUCACCAAGAGUGUCUAGAAUGUGAAAAACUUAUUGAGGACUUACUCAUCUGGCUUAGAAGUACACAUAUAGUAUUGCAUAAGGUCAUUCCUAAAACACAUAAGGAACUGCUAAUCGACCUUGCUAGAUGUCAAGAUACUUUAAGUGGCUUCAUACACUUAGAACAUAAACACCAACAGUUGCUAGCCAAGGAGAAAGCAAUCUUUAAAUUGGUCCCAAGAGAGGGCUUUAAUAUUCUGCAUGAGCGAAUACAAUUACUUGAUAAGCAGUGGGCGGAGCUGCAACAGCAGACAGUUCUUAGAGAACACAGAGUGACACAGGAUCUGUCAAGAUGGACAACCUUUAAUGAGCACUUGAAGUCAAUUAUGGACUGGACUAACAGCUUUAUAGAAGAAGCAGGAUCAUACAAGGACAUGCUUGUAGAAGAUUCACUGAACAAGAUGAAGUCUGAAUACAAACAACAAUUACAAGAGAAAGAGCUUGAAAAGCAAGAAGUUCUCCUACAAGGAAGACAGUUGAUUAUGAUCAGCUGUGAAAGUCAAUCAUCAGACAUUGAAUUAAAACUUUUGCUUCUUGAAGACAAGUGGCAUAAAUUAAAGGACAUCUUGGUUGCCAGACAGCACAAACUACAAGAAACAGUUUCAGUCAGGAGACAGCUCAAAAUCAACUUGAAGAACUUGAACCUAUGGUUGUCAUUUGUGGAGAAUCAGCAAACUACGCGAACUUCAUUCAUAAAAUGUGGACUUGACCAGAGUGAGAAAAAAUUUAAGGAGAGUCAGGAGUUACAGCUUGAUAUUCAACAUCACAGCACGGAUGUUUCUUCUGUGUUAAAUUUAUGUACUGUUCUGCUUCGUAAUCCUGAUGUGUGCUCCACAAAAACUGAGUGCAUUACCCUGCAGCAUACCAUGAACAACCUAGUGAAACGUUGGCAAAAUGUAUGCACUGUCACAUUACAGAGAAUAAAUAGGUCACCAAAUAUGAGCUCAACUCCAUCAUUUGAAACACCUGCGAGUCCAAAUAGAGAAGCAGGCAGGGACAGCAGAGAUGGGCAAGCAUCAGCAAGACAGGACUUUGAGAAAUCAUCCAGGAUAGACAUCUUACUUCAUCAGCAGGUGAAAUCUCUUGAUGACUGUGAUGUCAAGUUAACCAGACUUGAAUCAGCCUUAUCAGCCAAAGGUGACAUCCAGCAGAAGCAGCCCUUAUCAGGAGUUCUGUUUCCUGCAUUACACAUCAGAAAUCAAGAAAAAAACAAUUUGGAUACAGAACCUGAAAGAUCAGUGAUGGCCUCAUAUUACAAGAAGCAUGCAGGCCAUACAGCAUUGUUUAUGCGUGUGAUCCGUGCAGCAUUACCACUGUAUUUGUUGUUUCUGUUACUGCUCUUGUUGUUCUGUCUGUUACCUGUUUGUGAGGAUGAAUAUCAGUGUACCUUUGGCAAUAAUCUUCAUCACUCUAUUUCACCAAUGUUGCAUUACACAGAUGGGGCUCCACCUACUUGA